UCACAACCGUAGCAGCAGCGAAGGAGGACGGUCUUUCCCUUUAGCUCCCAUAAACGACAACAUCAAGCAAACCCCAUCAAUCUCAAACGACAAUAAGAAGAAGAAGCAGCUGGAAGAAGCUGGCUCCUCCGGCGACGACAAAGAAAAUGUUGCUGCUAUUGUAAAUGGGUCUACUGACUCUUUUGGGGCUCCGAAGAAUUUGAGCAAUAUGAAAUCAUUUUCGACGGGUUGCAAGGCCUUCAAACCCUCUUCGCUUCAGUUUUGUAUGCAAAUGAAUGAGCCUGAGAAGGCUUUUGGUGCGUUCAAAACAUGGGAACCCAGUGAGUCAGAGCACUCUAGCUCUUUGAAGAUAUGGGACUAUUCUGAUUCUGAGGCUGCUCCUGCUUCUUCUUGGUCUACUCUCCCUAAUAAGUCUUUAAUGUGUAGACCAUUGCCUAUGGAUAUAGGAAGGUGCACUUGUGUUAUUGUUAAAGAAGCAUCCUCAGAAGGAUUUCAUGGGGGUACUCUGUAUUCUCUGUAUACCAAUGAAGGUCGAGGACGGCAAGAUAGGAAACUGGCUGUUGCUCACUGUAAGCGGCGAAAUGGGAAAACUGAGUUUACUAUUGCUCAGAGUGUGCAGGCAUUAUCUUCUAGUUCAGAUGAUAGCUUACUUGGAACUGUUACUGCUAACUUGAUGGGUUCAAAAUAUCAUAUAUGGGAUCAGGGCACUUGUCUGAAUUCUCCCAACAAACAGUCUAAAUCGCUCAUAGCUGUUGUAGGAUUUUUACCUACAAUCACCACUUGGACUGGAAGUUACAGGAGCUUGAGGGCAUACAUACCCAAGCACCAAUCCAUGCAGCUAAAGAAUACUAAUAAUACUCAGGUACAACACAUUAAGGGAUUGCCAAAGGACUGGGAGGAGAAAAAGGACAAAGUUCAUCGGUUAUUCUCAAAGGUUCCACAGUACAAUAAAAUUUCAAGGCAGUAUGAGCUAGAUUAUAGAGACAGGGGAAGAGCUGGUCUUAGAAUCCAAAGCUCAGUGAAAAAUUUUCAGCUAACUCUAGAGGAGAGAGGAAAGCAGACAAUACUGCAGCUUGGAAGAGUUGAAAAUUCGAAAUAUGUUAUGGAUUAUAGGUAUCCCUUGACAGGUUACCAAGCAUUUUGCAUAUGUCUUGCUUCUAUUGAUCCAAAGCUUUGUUGCAGCGUCUAAUGAUCUUAGUCUUUGUAGUUCAACCUCUGAACACAAACGACUCAAAUUUUCAACUAAUUUUCAACUAAUAUAAUCCGAAAGAAGGAGCCAUCAUUUCAUGUAAAAUAUGACUAGGCUAUGUCUUGAUACUACCUCAAGUGGUUUGGGGUGUGCUGUGUUUUCAGGUUUUGUCUAUUACGAGAAAACUUCAAAGUCUGUCACAAAAAUUGUAUCAAGGCAUCAAAGGUAUAAAAUGAAAUCACUCUUUUGAAUCAUUUGAUUGUACUUUUACAUACAAUUGUGGUGUAAUUUGUCCUCGUACGAAAAUAUUUAUUUAGAUGCAAA
Molecule: messenger RNA, 1513 nt
Organism: Humulus lupulus (European hop)
Lineage: Eukaryota; Viridiplantae; Streptophyta; Magnoliopsida; Rosales; Cannabaceae
Product: tubby-like protein 8
Source: RefSeq, a predicted model, not a curated record